This is a messenger RNA of Ctenopharyngodon idella (grass carp), 4041 nucleotides long. RefSeq names its product solute carrier family 25 member 23b (gene slc25a23b). The record is from RefSeq and is a predicted model, not a curated record. Lineage: Eukaryota; Metazoa; Chordata; Actinopteri; Cypriniformes; Xenocyprididae. Gene Ontology annotation, molecular function: ATP transmembrane transporter activity; calcium ion binding. Gene Ontology annotation, biological process: transmembrane transport. The transcript is spliced from 10 exons. The coding region runs from base 811 to 2256 and encodes 481 amino acids.
AGCAAUUAUCACUUUUUAUAUUAAACCUGCAAUCUAAAAAAGUUGACUGGUAGCGAAAUACGCCACAAGACUUUUGCGACGCACGAGACGAACUAAUCCAGUUAGAAACAGACCGACUAGAAGCCAGUGAAUAAUUUGUACACUGCACGCAAGGCAGGCAAUCAAUGACAACACAUCGCUCCUCGAGGCUCUUUAAUAGAGUUGGGACACCCAGCCCUUAUCCUGCGAUUUGUGCAGCGGAGACUUGCGUUCAUUCUGCAUACCACAGAGAGGAGCGAUCAAAUGAGCAAAAGACGCGAAUUGUGAGCAGUAAUUAAGCGUUUAUAUGCGAAUCUCUCCGUCGCACUAAGAUGCGGUAUAGCUAACCGGUGCAGGCGGCGCGCGCGCUCUUGAUGUCAUCUGAGACCAGAACAGGACAAUUCCCGAGUUGAUGAACCUGUGUUGAGAGAGAGAGAAGCGAUGGAACAGGCACGGGGAUUAUUAUUCUAGCCAGAGAGGCAGAGGUUUAAUACUUCCUGGAUUAACUCUGUCGUAAUUGGAGCGGGCUACAGACAGUAGAGCAACGCGCUGCUGAUAUUGUGCGCCCGUUUAAACGCUUCCUUUAAAUACACGCUCUGGCGGGACUCUGACAGGUGAACGAGGCUAUAUAUUAGAUUCUGCAGUUUUUUAUUUACCUCAAUCCACAAAUCCUCAAAGUGGUCUUUGCUGAAGAAGCACCUGUAUUUGAGAGGUAGGAUGCUGAUCCACUACCUAACACAGCUCUGAUUCUCGAGAACACAUUUGGACCAUAUUCACCGUCAGCUGUUUCAUAUGGGCGAAGCGAGAACUCGGUUCCCUUCGUGUUGGACAUGGGCUCGAUGUCAAGAUAACGGUGUGUCCGAUCCAGAGCGGGAGAAACGAUGGGCCGAACUGUUCGAUCAGCUGGACCUAAAUAAAGAUGGGAGGAUCGAUGUGAAUGAACUGCGCACCGGAUUAACCUCAUGGGGGAUCCUUCGCAGUGAGGUAGACGAGAUUGUACGUGUGAGUGACACCAAUCAUGACGGCCAGCUGGACAUCGAGGAGUUCACACGGUAUCUGCGCACACACGAGAAAGAGCUCCGACUUAUGUUCCGCAGCCUGGACCACAACAACGAUGGUCACAUAGAUGUUGCAGAAAUUCAGCUCUCCUUGCGCAGCCUUGGAGUGAAUGUAUCCACAGAGCAGGCCUCCAGAAUCCUGCAAAGCAUAGACAGAGACGGCACUAUGACCAUUGACUGGAAUGAGUGGCGGGACCAUUUCCUGUUUAACCCCUUGCACAACAUGGAGGACAUUGCCCACUACUGGAAACACUCUCUGAUGUUGGACAUUGGAGAGCAACUGACUGUGCCAGAUGAGUUUUCGGAGAAGGAGCGGCGUUCAGGUGUGGUGUGGAGACAGUUGGUGGCCGGGGCAAUGGCAGGAGCCGUUUCGCGAACAGGAACUGCUCCUCUGGAUCGUCUUAAAGUUUUCCUUCAGGUCCAUGGCUCCAGUGGUGUGAGUUUGUUGGGUGGCUUGCGUGGAAUGGUGCAGGAGGGAGGACUGAGGUCUCUUUGGAGAGGCAACGGCAUCAACGUCCUUAAAAUUGCCCCGGAGUCAGCUAUCAAAUUCAUGGCUUAUGAGCAGAUCAAACGGCUGAUCAGAGGCAAUAAGGAGGGUGGUUCUCUAAGGGUUCAAGAACGCUUCAUUGCUGGCUCACUGGCUGGAGCUACAGCUCAAACCAUCAUCUACCCCAUGGAGGUGAUGAAGACACGUCUAACCCUCAGAAAGACAGGACAAUAUUCUGGCAUGGCAGACUGUGCCAAACAGAUACUACGUAAAGAAGGAGUGUGCGCGUUUUACAAAGGCUAUUUGCCCAACACACUUGGCAUCAUCCCUUAUGCUGGCAUUGAUCUGGCUGUCUAUGAGACUCUAAAGAAUGCUUGGCUACAGCGGUACUGCAUGGGCUCGGCAGAUCCUGGGGUUUUAGUGCUUCUCGGAUGCGGCACUGUGUCCAGCACGUGUGGGCAACUGGCUAGUUACCCGCUGUCUUUAAUCCGCACACGCAUGCAGGCUCAGGCCUCUGCAGAUGGCACUCCACAGCUGACAAUGGUUGGCCAGUUCAAGCACAUUGUGUCCCAUGAAGGCGUUUCUGGACUUUACCGUGGCAUUGCCCCCAAUUUCCUCAAAGUCAUUCCUGCUGUUAGCAUCUCUUAUGUGGUUUAUGAGCACAUGAAGAAAGCACUGGGAGUGGGAUCCUAAGGUAGAAUCAGAGUGAAAAAGAAAGAGAAAACCUGUAUUAAUAAAAGGAGCAUUAGGGAGGCACAGAGGACCCCUAGAGAUCAGGAUAAGGAAGGCAUAGUCAAUGAAUGACCUAAAAACCUACUCUACAUUGUACACAAUCACAUUCCCAUUGCAAUUUAUACUUCAAUAGGAUGAAAAGACAGUUUAGGCUGAGGCAACCAUUAAGAACAAUGGCUGUACUGAGAGUAUGUUUCUCUGUGUCUGGCAGCUUGGAGAUCUCAGGUUUAUUGUGCACUAUAAACAGCUUCUUAUCUUCAAAGGUGAACAUACAUAGUACUUCAUUUUACAUGGAAUGGAAUGUUAUUGGCAUAAUUAUAAAUGUGGGGUAAUACUAAUAGGUAAAGAAAGACAUCUAAUGACAGAGAAUGAUGGUGAAAUAGUAGGCCUAUUGCAGUAUUAUAUAUAUAUAUUUUUUUUAAAUGACAACCAAAGUUUCCCUCCUAAAAUUGACCAAAAUAUUGAAGGUGUUUUAAUGUACACUGGGGUAUGGAAUAUUUUAAAUAGUCUCUUCUGACGGAUGUUUCAUAACAUUUACGAAUGAGUGAUAAAUUGUAAAGCAUGUUUCUGCAGGGAUUUACAUUAUUGUAUGUCUUAUAUAUUUUUGUAAAGGUCAGUGAGAGUUAAACAUGUUAUAUGCUACAAUUUAAUGAUCAAGGAUUUGCACUCUUCAAAUGAUUGUGGAUUUUAUGUCUUCAUCAUGACAUCUCUGCUGCUUUGCUUUUUACAACUUCAGCCUUUUCAGAUAUUUCAGGCCUCAUUGUUGUGUAGAGUAAAAUACAGGAUUUAGUGUUAAAAUGAAGUAAAUGACAUUACUGCCUUGAACAACUUGCAAAUGGAGCAUAAAACAAGGGCGUUAGAUGAGAUGGGGACAGGGCCGACAACAACCUGCACCGGGGCCCCGGAGACCCUAGCUACGCCCCUGGAUGGGGAGUUUAUCAGUAAAGUUUUGCAUUAGAGUUGGAUGCUUUGUGUUUAUUAAGGAAUGUUCUGUUGUGAAUGCUAAAAAUGUGUCUCAGAGUAGUUUUUUAAUCUGCGCAAAGGGCUUUUGCAUGAUGUCAGUGUCACAAGUUGCAUGUUUUACGUGUUUUAAGAGCUCUAAUUGUCCAUAUCAGAAAUAUGCAAAGCACUGUUAUAUUUAAAGCUGACAAGAAAUGCAUGUUUAUUUAACAUAAAACUUGACUGCUGUUACCAGACUCUGUAUUUCAGAAACACAUACAACUAGGCUACUGGAUGCUACUAGAUUGCAGGACUAGACUACAAAUAACAAAGUAAUUUGUUUGGUUCUAUAAUAAAUGAAUGAAAUUACAAUUUUCGUAUCACAUGUAAUUUUAUAGACUAUAGGGGGGAUUCAGGAGGCCCUGGUUUGCUGCAUCCAAUGCAGAUUUAUCAGAAUAUUCAAAUGCCUGCCUUUUAAAAUUUUUUUUUUUUUAAUAUGACGUAUGGUUUUAGAUAUAAAUACUGCUUGAAUGUAGUAAUUUGAGAAAUACAUUUAUAACUUACCUUAGAAAAUAAUUACCUCUGGAAAUGGAAUUUACAUGUUUUUUUGUUUGAUAGUUUUGUUUUUGCUUGAAUGUAUUGCAUUAAGAGUAGUGUGCCUUGACAUGCUGUUUUCACUUUAAAAGAUGUGCAUGCUGUUUUGAGCCAGUCUGUCAAUGAUCCCUGCUUUUUCAUGUAUAAGUGAGAAUAAAUACAUUUGAGAGGUUAUUAAAAAUAUACUACAAAAUAAAAUGUUUUACUCAUAAA